This is a messenger RNA of Ipomoea nil (Japanese morning glory), 1574 nucleotides long. RefSeq names its product copper methylamine oxidase-like. Gene Ontology annotation, biological process: amine metabolic process. Bases 1 to 1062 code for a protein of 353 amino acids. The transcript has 6 exons. NCBI's taxonomy places the organism in Eukaryota, Viridiplantae, Streptophyta, Magnoliopsida, Solanales, Convolvulaceae. Gene Ontology annotation, molecular function: copper ion binding; quinone binding; primary methylamine oxidase activity. The record is from RefSeq and is a predicted model, not a curated record.
AUGGAAAAUGGAUAUGCUAGGCCAGUAGAAGGAAUAUAUGUGCUUGUGGAUUUGCAGAAAAUGGAGAUUAUUGAGUUUGAUGACCGCAAACUUGUUCCCUUACCGCCGGCGGUUGAUCCAUUGAGGAAUUACACCGCCGGUGAAACACGAGGAGGGAUUGAUCGCAGUGACGUUAAACCCCUGUAUAUUAUUCAACCGGAGGGUCCUAGUUUUAUCAUUAAUGGCAACUAUGUAGAGUGGCAAAAGUGGAACUUUAGAAUUGGUUUUACGCCAAAAGAAGGUUUAGUCAUACAUUGUGUUGCAUAUGUUGAUGCUAGCCAAGGCCGAAGACUCAUAGCCCACAGGUUAAGCUUUGUGGAACUGGUUGUUCCUUAUGGAGAUCCAAAUGAUCCCCAUUAUAGGAAGAAUGCAUUUGAUGCCGGAGAAGAUGGGCUUGGGAAAUAUGCCAAUUCACUCAAAAGGGGAUGUGAUUGUUUGGGAUAUAUUAAGUACUUCGAUGCACAUUUUACAAAUUUCACUGGCGGAGUUGAAACAAUUGAGAAUUGUGUGUGUUUGCACGAAGAGGAUGAUGGAAUACUUUGGAAACAUCAAGACUGGAGAACAGGCUCAUCUGAAGUUCGUCGAUCAAGGCGACUCACAGCUUCUUUUAUCUGCACUUUGGGUAACUAUGAAUAUGCAUUCUACUGGCAUUUCUACCAGGAGGGCAAAAUUGAGGCAGAAGUUAAACUUACUGGAAUUCUAAGUUUGGGAACUUUGCAGCCUGGGGAAUUAAGAAAAUAUGGCACCAUGAUUGUUCCGGGGUUAUAUGCUCCGGUUCAUCAACACUUCAUUGUUGCUCGUUUGAAUAUGGCUGUGGAUUCGAAGCCCGGUGAAGCACACAAUCAGGUGGUUGAAAUAAAUGUGAGGGCUGAAGAACCUGGGAAUAAAAAUGUUCACAACAAUGCAUUCUAUCCUGAAGAAACUUUGCUUAGGUCUGAAUUGCAGGCAAAGCGCGACUGUGAUCCCUCCUCAGCUCGCCAUUGGAUUGUGAGGAACACAAGAACAUUGAACAGAACUGGAUAGCCAACAGGAUACAAGUUGGUGCCUGGUCGAAACUGUUUGCCAAUGGCUAGUCCAGAAGCUAUGUUUUUGAGAAGAGCUGCUUUCUUGAAACACAAUCUAUGGGUAACUCAAUAUGCACCAGGAGAAAAUUUUCCAGGGGGAGAGUUUCCAAAUCAAAAUCCUCGAGUUGGUGAUGGAUUGGCUUCCUGGGUUAAAAAGGACAGCAACCUAGAAGAAACAUACAUCGUUCUGUGGUAUGUUUUUGGGAUCACACAUGUUCCUCGCCUAGAAGAUUGGCCUGUCAUGCCAGUUGAACACAUUGGUUUUAUGCUCCAGGUAUUUUCGUAGCAACAUAAUUAAAUUAUUCAUCAUUCUCUAGCUACUAGAAAAAACAAAAAGUGUUGUUUUGUUAGGAUCAACUGCUUACCACUAUACUAAAAGUAAUACCUCGUAGUGAAUAUGUAACUUUAUUUACUUAUAUGGUCGCAUUUUUGAGAGGAUACGCUCGUCCAAAAAUAACAUUAAGAUUUUUU